Molecule: messenger RNA, 2044 nt
Organism: Indicator indicator
Lineage: Eukaryota; Metazoa; Chordata; Aves; Piciformes; Indicatoridae
Gene: CNDP2
Product: carnosine dipeptidase 2
Exons: 11
Coding region: 1-1428 (475 amino acids)
Biological process (GO): proteolysis
Cellular component (GO): cytosol
Molecular function (GO): metallodipeptidase activity
Source: RefSeq, a predicted model, not a curated record
AUGUCUGCUCUUGAGACCCUUUUUAAAUACAUUGAUGAGCACCAGGAUCUCUAUAUUCAGCGCCUGGCUCAAUGGGUGGCCAUCCAGAGUGUGUCAGCGUGGCCGGAGAAGAGGCCUGAAAUCAGGCGCAUGAUGGAGGUGGCUGCAAAGGACAUUGAGAGACUGGGAGGCACAACCCACCUCAUGGAUAUUGGAAAACAAAAGCUGCCUGACGGAUCAGAGAUCCCUCUACCACCAAUUAUUCUGGGAACACUUGGCUCAGAUCCACACAAGAAGACUGUUUGUGUAUAUGGUCACCUGGAUGUUCAGCCAGCAGCACUGGAAGAUGGCUGGGAUAGUGAGCCCUUCACACUGGUAGAAAGAGAUGGAAAGCUGUAUGGGAGAGGAUCAACAGAUGACAAAGGUCCAGUGCUUGCCUGGCUGAAUGCCUUGGAAGCUUAUCAACAAACUAACCAGGAGUUUCCAGUAAAUGUGAAGUUCUGCUUAGAGGGUAUGGAAGAAUCUGGGUCUGAAGGCCUUGAUGAACUGAUUUUUGCUCAGCGAGAUACUUUCUUCAAAGAUGUGGAUUAUGUUUGCAUUUCUGACAACUACUGGCUAGGCAAGAAGAAGCCUUGUAUCACCUAUGGCUUGAGGGGUAUCUGCUACUACUUCAUAGAGGUUGAAUGUAGUGACAAAGACCUUCACUCUGGAGUUUAUGGUGGUUCAGUGCAUGAGGCCAUGACUGAUCUCAUUACACUGAUGGGUUCUCUUGUAGACAAGAAAGGGAAAAUUCUCAUCCCAGGCAUUAAUGAAGCAGUGGCACCUGUUACUGAUGAGGAGCUGAUGCUAUAUGAGAAGAUUGAUUUUGACCUGGCAGAAUAUGCAAAAGAUGUAGGAGCAGCAAAGCUCUUGCAUGAUACAAAGAGAGAUAUCCUUAUGCAUAGGUGGAGAUACCCUUCCUUGUCUCUUCAUGGAAUUGAAGGAGCCUUUUCAGCCUCUGGAGCCAAGACUGUGAUUCCUAGGAAAGUGAUUGGCAAAUUCUCAAUCAGACUUGUGCCAAACAUGAAUCCUGAAGACGUCACAAAGCAUGUUGAAGACUAUGUGAGCAAAAAGUUUGCGGAGUUGGAGAGCCCUAACAAAUUCAAAGUAUACUUAGGCCAUGGUGGAAAACCUUGGGUGUCAGACUUCAAUGAUCCCCAUUACCUGGCUGGGAGGAAGGCCAUGAAGACAGUUUUUGGAGUUGAACCAGACCUGACAAGGGAGGGAGGAAGCAUUCCUGUUACCCUUACCUUUCAAGAAGCAACAGGCAAGAAUGUCAUGCUGCUUCCUGUUGGAGCCGCAGAUGAUGGUGCUCACUCUCAAAAUGAGAAGCUAAAUAGGCACAACUACAUCCAGGGAGUGAAGAUGCUUGGUGCAUACCUCUAUGAAGUCUCCCAGCUGAAAGACUAAGUUAGACACCUUACUUCUGGCUCAUGGAUCAGAAGUCUGAGUUUUCUUACCAUGUCAUCAGUUAGCAAGUCUUACCUGGCUCCCCUUUUCCACUAACACUCCACAGCUUUGGUGGGGGAGGGGGAAGCAUGCAGUCCCACUUGAUAAAGAAUAUUUUAUACCAAACCUUUUCUUUAAAUGCUUCCUUCAAAUGACACAAACUGUUCUUUCUGGUCAGCAGUCUUGAACAGCAACUUUGUCCCUUCUGUUUCACUUCAAAGUUGUGGUUUGCUGUAUUAAUCUACUUCUGUAAAGGAGGAGGAAUGGUUUACUCUGAGCUGUUGAAGCAACCACAUCAGUUGCAGGACUGCCAGCCAAGUUUAAGGCUCUGAUUCAUGGAUAUGUCUUGGAAGUAGUCAAAGUGACUGAUUUUGGGGCUAUACUGGAAUGUGUUCAAGCUGUAGUGAGGCAUCUGUCUUGCUGACUGACUGACUCAGAAGAGCAGUUUGUCUCUUACAGUUGAUACCUGCCUGCAGGUUUCAGUCUACAGUGAAUGAGGCUAUAACAAAAUUCACUGUGGUAGUGACUGUUGGCCAUCCUUUUGUAAAGGUGCCUUUAUACUCCCUAAAAAGGACAA